Molecule: messenger RNA, 1697 nt
Organism: Archocentrus centrarchus (flier cichlid)
Lineage: Eukaryota; Metazoa; Chordata; Actinopteri; Cichliformes; Cichlidae
Product: aminoacylase-1
Exons: 15
Coding region: 7-1359 (450 amino acids)
Biological process (GO): amino acid metabolic process
Cellular component (GO): cytoplasm
Molecular function (GO): aminoacylase activity
Source: RefSeq, a predicted model, not a curated record
AGCAUCAUGUCAGCUGACGCGCGCGCACACACACACGCGCACACCUACCUGAGUCGUGGGACCUUCCGUGGCUGCACUUGGCAGAGGAUAAAUCACACCAUGCUACCUGACAAAGAUGGUCCAGGUGUUGGAGGCGGACAGAGCUCUCCUGAGGGAGAAGACCCCUCUGUGACUCUGUUCAGAGACUACCUCCGGCUCAAAACCGUCCACCCAGAGCCCGAUUAUGAUGCUGCUCUUAGGUUCCUAGACAGAAUAGCGGAGGAGCUUGAACUACCCAUGAGGAAGAUCGAGGCUUUUCCAGGUAGAGUCAUAUCCAUCAUGACAUGGGAGGGAACGAAUCCCACUUUGAAGUCCAUCUUGCUGAAUUCCCACACAGACGUUGUACCUGUUUACCAGGAACAUUGGAAGUACGAUGCUUUCAGUGCUUUCAAAGAUGCAGAGGGCAACAUUUAUGCCCGUGGAUCACAGGACAUGAAAUGUGUAACUAUACAGUACAUCCAGGCAGUCAGGAGGCUGAAGGCAAAGGGAUGGAAACCGGUGCGCACUGUGCAUCUGAUGUUUGUUCCUGAUGAAGAAGUUGGAGGUCACAAGGGAAUGGACACAUUUGUGAAGCAGCCAGAGUUUCACAAGUUAAACGUCGGCUUUGCCCUUGAUGAAGGUCUGGCAAAUCCCACUGAGGCUUUCACUGUGUUUUAUGGAGAAAGGAACCCAUGGUGGAUUACUGUCCAUUGCCCAGGCAGUCCAGGUCAUGGGUCUCGGUUUGUGGAGAAUACAGCUGCUGAGAAGCUGCGGCACAUCAUAAACUGCUUCCUGGACUUCAGAGAGAAGGAAAAGCACAGGCUAAAUACUAGUGAGUGUUUUACACUUGGUGAUGUCACCACAGUAAAUAUGACUAUGGUCAAAGGGGGUAUGGCCUACAAUGUCAUUCCAGCUGAAAUGGAUGUCAGCUUUGACCUAAGAAUACCACCCACAGUAAAUCUACAGGAGUUUGAGAGACAGAUCAAGCAGUGGUGCAAGGAAGCAGGAGACGACGUCACCUAUGACUUUGCUCAGAAACACAUGAACCAAAAUGUCACAUCCACAAAUGAGAAUGAUCCAUGGUGGAAUGCCUUCAGUACUGCCUGCAAGGCGUUGAAUAUGACUUUGGAAAAGGAGAUCUUUCCUGCUGCCACAGAUAGCCGUUUUAUCCGAGCGGUGGGUAUCCCUGCUAUUGGCUUUUCUCCAAUGAACCAGACACCAAUCCUGCUGCAUGAUCACAACGAGUAUCUGAAUGAGCAAGUCUUCCUGAAAGGCAUCAGCGUGUACGAGAGGCUCAUCCCGGCUCUUGCCAGCGUUGCUGCUCUUCCUGAUGAGGCUUAGACAUCAUAUAAUCCUUUCUAAAACAUAUUUACCAGAUGAUCUGACUAUUUAACUUGAGGAAUUUGCAGAGAUUACCAAAGAGUAUAUCAUGAAACUGAGCUCUUAACCUUGAGUACUGUUUAUUUUUUAUGAUUCUCAGGAUAUAGUCACAGUAAGCUUUUGCUUUACUCGACAUUGCAGCUGGUUUUAAUAACAUACUGUGUGGUUAACAUGAUUGGGUGUACCUGCGUGUAUGCGUUUUUGAAGGAUUAUUUUCUGUCGUGUAAACCAUUCAGUUCAUUUAAAGAAAUCGAGUGAUUUUGAUUGCCAGAUUUCUAAUUAAACUUGAUCUAAAACUU